This is a messenger RNA of Patiria miniata (bat star), 1659 nucleotides long. RefSeq names its product fibrinogen C domain-containing protein 1-like. The transcript has 4 exons. The record is from RefSeq and is a predicted model, not a curated record. Lineage: Eukaryota; Metazoa; Echinodermata; Asteroidea; Valvatida; Asterinidae. The coding region runs from base 211 to 1023 and encodes 270 amino acids.
GAGUCGCCUUGGCCACCCGCACCGAAUGAUCUGCGUGCUCGCAAGCCUCGAUCCACCUCAGGGCUUUCCAUUAUACCAAAACCGGCACUCAAAAAAGCCAAAAAGUACAUGUUUACGACUAAAAUUGUUUGUUAUAUUUGUGAAUGGAAAUAGCCCAGGCAUCUUUUGGUGUCGGAGAUUGUUUUGGAGACUUUUUAGACCGAAAAAAAGAUGGAUAUCUUCCCUCGGACAUUGGUCCUACUUCUGUGUUUGGCGGGCUCAGGACGAGCCGUGUUCACCAGAAACCAAACUGACCGUUGCUGCCCGGACGCUUGCUGCAAUGGAAUCAUGUUCGGUGGUCUGACGGGAAAUGCUCCCGAGUUUUUGCCUAAGAACUGCCAGGACAUCCGGGAAAUCGGCGGCGGCAAAAAUGGUCUGUACACCAUUUAUCCUACCAAUAUCGAAAGCUGUGAUGGAGUCAGGGUAUACUGCGACCAGUCGACAGACGGUGGCGGCUGGACGGUGAUCCAGCGCCGCAUGAACGGCUGGGUGGACUUCAACCGAGGGUGGGACGAGUACCGUGACGGCUUCGGUUACCUGACGGGGGAGUUCUGGCUGGGGCUGGACAUCAUCCACCACAUCACCACACAGUCCACGUCGGAAAUGGUCAUCUAUAUGGAGGAUUGGCUCAACACUAUCGCCAGGGUUCAGUACUGGAACUUCUGGGUGGGAGACGAGGCUUCGAACUACACGCUCAGCGUCAAGAACUUCGAUAUCGGCAGUGAUGUCCCCGACGGUUUGAGAGUCCAUCAUGGCAUGAAGUUCUCCACUUUCGACCGCGACAACGACCGUUUUCUCGGCAACUGCGCCGUGGACUACACGGGGGCCUGGUGGUACAACGCCUGCCUGGAAUCCAACCUGAACGGCCAGUACCUGCGGGGAAACAACCCGGCCGCCUACGGGCAAGGCGUCGUCUGGACACCCUGGACUGGCUACACCUACUCGCUGAAAACUGUAGUCAUGAUGGUCCGGCCCGUGCAGUAAAAACCAGGAUUUUAUUUUUGGAUUCCACGUAAAAACUUGGGUUGUUUGGAAAUCCUCUCUGCUCAUGCGCACUUUGCUUGAGUUCAUUGCCAGAAUCGAUUUGCCUGAGAUCACAGAUUAUUCUUAUUUUAUUGAAAUUUUUUUUAGGGUAAAACAAGUUUGUAAAAUACAAAACAAAGCUAGCCACUUAAUGUAUAGAUGCCUGAAACUUGUAUCAGGAAUUGUUAUAAAUUUGUCCAAGGAAUAACAAAAAUACUGAAGUUAUUUUGACCCAACGUCUUCCCUAUAUCACACGACGAGCAAUUGACGAAUCACACCGACAAGAAUGAUGUAUUUUCAUUGUCGAACUUCAGUCCACUUUAGGCGAUCAUUUGACUACUCAUCAACUCCUAAAGACACUGUGUUCGUGAAUUCUGUUUUGAGAUAAAAAAAACAAACAAUGAUGUCUACAAAGGUUUUACAUAUGGAAUGACAGACCUACCUUUUUUUAUUUUAGAGUAGCCACAAUUCACAUGUUUUUAUUUAGUACGUUUGCAGUGUAUAAUGUUCUUGUAACUGUAAAUUUCAAUAUAAUAUUGUUUGAAAAAUUGGACAAAAAAUGCUCGUGCAAUGAAAUAAAAUGAAUUAAAGAACUAA